CACGUUACGUCGGAACAGCCGAGCAACUUCUGCGGUCUUCCCAAAGCAGCCAAAGCUGAGGAAAUGGCCGUUUAAAAGAUAUUCUCAUGUUUUGGUGACAGUGGACCACACAGGAUCUGAGAGGGGAGUCCGAGGUGUGACAGCUGGUGGCGAUAACAGUGUUGACGGCUGCAGGAACUCCACAUUAAACACCAGAAGAAGAAGAAGCAACAGGAGGUUGACGCUGGAGGAAUAUGGCGGACGGCAGCAGGUUGCCAACUGCCAAGUAAACGUCAAGCAAAGCGAAACCAAAGACGAGGGGCGGCUGCUGAGGGGACUCGUUUUAACGUUACAUGGAUAUCCGGGGCUCACUACGACUGUAAGCCCUCCGCUGAAGCCGUAUGGCGUCCACUCAAGCCCGGAUAGGCCAGCAGGCCUUAGCGGUGCUGGAUGUGGCUCUACGAGUUCCCUGUAUCUUUAUUAUCGACGCCAUUUUUAACUCCUACUACGACCCUGGUUCGGGAUGGGCCGGGGCGAUGGCCAAAGUGCUGGUCAGAGUCAUGGGUGUUCUCAUCUCCAGUGUGGUGCUGCUGCUCUCCCAGAAAGCCUUGUUCAAGUUCUACACCCUCUUCUUCGCCGUCCUCCUUGGCAUGGCAGCGGUGCUCAUAAACUACUACGCCACCUCCCACAUAGACUUCUACAGCGCCUACUACAAAGCGGCGCUGGGGUUCCGGCUGCUGCCUCGGAACGGGCCGACGCUGUGGCUGGGCAUGGCUGCGGUGCAGCUCGUCUUCGGCAUCGGCUACGUGUUCCUCCUCAACCUCCAGUCGGUGUUUGCCGCGCUGGUCGUCCUGGACAUCAUGAUCCCUCUGUGGGGGCUGAUGAUCGAGCUUCCCGCUGACGUCAGGCAGCUGGUGGCGGUGUUCUCGGGCCUGGCGCUGGCUCUCAACACGGCCGUCUGCCUGGCCAUGAGGCUCAAGUGGUUCUACUACUCGUGCCGCUAUGUCUACCUGCUCGUACGGCACAUGUACAGGAUCUACGGACUUCAGCUGCUGCUAGAGGACACGUGGAAGAGGAUCAGGUUCCCCGACGUGCUGCGAGUGUUCUGGUUGACCCGGGUCACUGCUCAAGCGCUGAUUCUGGUCUAUGUGGUCCGAGCGGUGAGGAGGGAGAGCGGAGAUGCUACAGGAGGCGCCACAGACGGGAGCUCUGAUGCACAAGGUUACCUGCUGAGCUGGGACGUGUUCUGGGAUUUAACCAGUAAUUUGAUCAUCUCUGGCUGUGAUUCCACCCUCACUGUGCUGGGGAUGAGUGCCGUCAUCUCCUCUGUUGCACACUACCUCGGCCUCAGCAUCCUGGCUUUCAUAGGUUCAACAGAGGAGGAGGACAAGCGUUUAGGCUUCGUGGCUCCUGUUCUGUUCUUCAUCUUGGCUCUGCAGACCGGCCUCAGCAGCCUGAACCCUGAGGAACGCUUGGUCCGUCUGAGCCGGAACAUGUGCCUUCUGCUGACGGCCAUCCUGCACUUCAUUCACGGCAUGACUGACCCCGUCCUGAUGUCCCUCAGUGCGUCACACGUCUCCUCUUUUCGCCGUCAUUUUCCUGUCCUGCUGGUGUCGCUGGCGCUCUUCGUGCUCCCUGUGGCACUCAGCUACGCCCUCUGGCACCACUACGCCCUCAACACCUGGCUGUUCGCCGUCACCGCCUUCUGCGUCGAGCUCUGCCUCAAGGUGGUGGUGUCUCUGACGGUCUACGGUCUCUUCAUGGCUGAUGGAUUCUCCAAUGUCCUGUGGGAGAAGCUGGACGACUACGUCUACUACGUCCGUUCCACAGGCAACAUCAUCGAGUUCCUGUUUGGUGUCAUCAUGUUCGGAAACGGCGCCUACACCAUGAUGUUCGAGUCGGGCAGCAAGAUCCGCGCCUGCAUGAUGUGCCUGCACGCCUACUUCAACAUCUACCUGCAGGCCAAGAACGGCUGGAAGACUUUCAUCAACCGCCGCACCGCCGUCAAGAAGAUCAACUCGCUGCCGGAGAUGCGCGGCGACCAGCUGAGUGACAUCGAGGACGUGUGCGCCAUCUGCUACCAGGAGUUCGCCACGUCGGCCCGCAUCACUCCCUGCCACCACUACUUCCACGCGCUGUGCUUGAGGAAGUGGCUCUACAUCCAGGACACGUGCCCCAUGUGCCACCAGAGAGUUUACGUCGAGGAGGAGAGCCGAGACAGGGCCGCCUUUUCCAACAACAACGGCGGCUACGCAGCGCCGCAGGACGCCGCUGCUGCAGGACCGCCAGCGCCAGGCGAGAACCAGGAUGGACAACCAGCCGCCGAGCUGCCGGUGGACGGAGCGGCGGCUGGAGCUCAGGCUGCAGGAGGAGUAGCGGAGCUCGACAACGACCUGCUGGAGGACAAUGACAGCAUAGAGUACGACGAAGACGAGUGGGGUACUCAGAACGGCAACACGCCGAUAGAAGAAGACUAUAUCAAUGACGACACAGACUCCACUGAGGACUGACAAGAGAAUAUCUAUAGAGAGAAAUAUACAUAUGUCUUUAUUAUAUUUAAGUUAAAAAAUUAUUAAAAACACAACUUCAGCAUCUUAAUUUGUUCUUGAAAAAUGUCAGGGAUGUCAUUCUCUUAUGUUUUUGUUAGUUUCUUUUUGGUUGAUUUUGAGUUUUACUCUAUAAGGGCUCGUGGAAAGAGUAACUGCUGCUCUCAUUCUGUGUGUGUGUCGAGUGUGUGUGUGCUGGGGCUGCGUAUUGUAGACCAAAAGCUCAUAUUGCUCCUUUAUUUUCCCCAAAUUAUUAGAGAUCCUGACAUACAUCUUGCUACGAGGGCACAGCUGUCUUCAUUAAUUUCCCGAUGCCUCAAAUUUGUUACACAUCAUUAAGUUCAAGUAAAAUAUCUGAUUUUCUGCAGCAGCAUCUGGGAGAUUCUGCCUCGUAGAAACUUUUCGUCCUUGUGAGCGGAACAACAUAAAAAGAAGCCACACUUUCUUUUUGACUUCCUUAGAUUUUGUCACUUAUGCAGCCCUGAAGUGUACUUGUGUGCAUAUGAGGAUAGUGUGUGUGUGCCUGCCGACAUGUAAUGUGCUCAGACGAUGUCUUAAAGAUGCGAUUCUUGUUCAAAAAAAGCUGGAGCGUUUAUUAACGGCACAGCUGUGGAGCGACUAAACAAACCGUAGCUUCUGUCAGUCUGCAAGAUUUGCAAGUUUGGAGUGCAGAAAUAGUUGGAAGCUAACUUUUGAAACCUACUGUCACUACUUUAUUUUCUAAUUUUGCCAAAAAUUGUUGGUAUUCAUCAAGAUAACGUUUUUUUUGUCAUGUCAGUGACGUUUACUGUGGUUGACGGCUGGUUUCUUGGCUUCACAAGGAUUUUUUUUGUGCGUUUAAAACAUCGAUUCCACUCGCAGUUCCUCAUAAACCAGCCUCUGACUUGCAGAAUGACAACAGCUCAUGUUUGUGGUACACUCGCACAACACUUUUGUCCUUAAAAACAUGCAAACUGAGUAUUUGUGAACUAGUCCAGAGAGAGAAUGAAGGCAGGGGAGUGAAGCAGCUUUCUCUGCCGAGAGGUUUGUCUGAUUUUUAAAAAAGUGACUUGCUACUGUAAUCACUGAUAUACCUCUUGUCAUUACUUACUACUGGUCUCUUGUGUGACCUCGCUUACAUAUGUGUACGUUGUUGUACAUAUAAUGAAACAAACACACGCACACUUUCUCCCUUCCAGAUUAGAGUUUUCCGAUGAUUUUCUUUUUUCCAAUUAUGCUACUUUUCCACAAAUCUCUUUCACAGAAAUCAGUGUUUAGUUUGGUUAAAUGCUUGUGUCAGACCCAGAAAUUGUUGGUUGUAGUAGGAGUGCUGGUUUGGAGGCGAAGCCGCAUUUGAAGCUGAGCUGUACUCCAAAAAACACAAAUGUAUUGGAUAAAAUAGUUAGUUUCUCAAUGCAGUAAAUGUUAGAAAAAUACAGUAUGAAAGGUGCCAGUUGUUUUGUCUGCUUGUAUUUCUUGAAAAUGGAAAAAAAGGAACCAUUUGUCAGUUAUUUUAUUGGGGAUAGUGGUAGGUGGAUGCCACAUUGUUUGGUAAAUGCACCUUUUUGUUUCUAAUCACUGGCACAGACGGGAGAUUUGUCAUUGUGUCCAACUUGGACAUCAAACUGAUGAGUGCACUUUUUCAAAGGCUCUAACUGUGUUUUAGUCUCAGGGUUCCGCUGCAGUGCAGGAAGAUGACUUAAAGCUGAAAAAUGUCUGGAACAACCUCCGAGGAACCAUUUCCUAAAGCUGUCAUUUCCUGUAAUCUGUGAUAUUUGUCGUCAUUUUGAGCUACGAGUAGCGGCUCCCCAGAAGUAGAUGUCCCAUUAAUCCAAAAUGUCAGACCACUGGCACAAAACGAAGCCCCAAAAAAUAUUUAGAAGAUUUUUUUCCCCCCUUUUUUUUGGCCAACACGGAUCCCUUGGUCACUACAGAGAUCCUCAUUGUGAAUUUGUUGGGUUUUUUUAAAAACGCAUUCAAGCACAACUCCACUAAGUAUUCUGUUGUUUAGACUUCCACAGCCUGAACGUUUUAAGGGUUUGCCUUCAAACUCAUGCUCAUUACUGUUGUAAUUACUGGUGGCAGAAAAUAAGCUGCGACGAAUCUGUAAACUUCUUUGUUGACGAUGAAAAAAUGUCGGGGGUUGAAUACGAUGAGAAAGCUGUGCUUUUUGACAUGUUUCAGCUGUGAAGGACUUUGAUUAUGAGUUUGAUUGUUCUGGAAGCUUUUUAAAAGGUAAAAGCUGUUCAUUUUGCCUUUUGUUUUAAAAAGAGAUUUAUGUAAAUAAAAUCAUCUUUGAUAUUG
Molecule: messenger RNA, 4808 nt
Organism: Amphiprion ocellaris (clown anemonefish)
Lineage: Eukaryota; Metazoa; Chordata; Actinopteri; Pomacentridae
Gene: rnf139
Product: ring finger protein 139
Exons: 6
Coding region: 381-2489 (702 amino acids)
Biological process (GO): ERAD pathway
Cellular component (GO): endoplasmic reticulum; endomembrane system
Molecular function (GO): ubiquitin protein ligase activity; zinc ion binding
Source: RefSeq, a predicted model, not a curated record